Molecule: messenger RNA, 1223 nt
Organism: Brassica oleracea var. oleracea
Lineage: Eukaryota; Viridiplantae; Streptophyta; Magnoliopsida; Brassicales; Brassicaceae
Product: ethylene-responsive transcription factor ERF060
Exons: 1
Coding region: 130-960 (276 amino acids)
Biological process (GO): regulation of DNA-templated transcription
Molecular function (GO): DNA binding; DNA-binding transcription factor activity
Source: RefSeq, a predicted model, not a curated record
AGAGGAACCAAGUGCCAAAAAAAAAAACCAAAUUUAUAGAGAGCAAAAGUAUAACUAACAUCAGUUUUUAUCCUUCCCUGUCUCUCUUUUUUUUCCAAUCAGUUUCAGAAGUCCAUCCUAAUAAGAUCCAUGGCAGCGAUAGAUAUGUUCAGUAGCAGCACUGAUCAUUCUGAUCCUUUCAAAGAAGAGCUCAUGAAAGUACUUAACCCUUUGACCAACUCUGUCUCUUCUCUUCCUCCCAUUCCAAACACAAUCUUCGGUUUCAAUCAAACCGCACCUCUCGGUCUAAACCAGCUCACACCUUACCAAAUCAACCAGAUCCAAAACCAGCUUAACCAGAGACACAACUCCAACAUCUCAAAUCUCUCUCCAAAGCCUGUACCAAUGAAGAACAUGGCCGUUCAGAAACUGUACAGAGGAGUCAGACAAAGGCACUGGGGAAAAUGGGUUGCUGAGAUCCGUUUGCCCAAGAACCGGACCCGACUCUGGCUUGGAACUUUCGACACGGCUGAAGAAGCAGCCAUGGCUUAUGACCAAGCUGCUUACCAGCUUCGUGGCGAAUUAGCGAGGCUUAACUUCCCACACAUGAGGCACGAGUAUGGAUACGGAGGUGGUGAUGGCAGCUUCAAGCCUCUUCAUCCCUCUGUUGAAGCAAAGCUCGAAGCGAUUUGCCAGAGCUUGAGAAAGACAGAGGAUGAUGAUCUCCCCCGUUCUGAAACAGAGCUUUUCCCGCCAAAAGCAGAGGAGUAUCAAGAAAGUGAAUAUGGGUUUCUGAGAGCUGAUGAGAAUUCGUUUUCUUAUGAGUCUCAGGUUGAAUCAUCUUCGCCAGAAUCUGGUAUUACCACUGCGUUCUUGGAUUUCUCGGAUUCAGGGUUUGAUGAGAUUGGGAGUUUCGUGCUGGAGAAGUUUCCUUCUGUGGAGAUUGAUUGGGAUGCGAUUAGCAAGUUGUCCGAAUCUUAAGUGUUUUGUCUUUAACAUCAGUGUCUGCUAUUAUUAGUUAGCUAAUCUCUGCAACUUAAUUUUUGAACAGUUGUGGGAGAAUCAUCUAGGUUUUGUUUUCUGUUGAAAUCUUCCUCCAUGUGUUCGGUCUGGCUGGUUUAUGUUUUUUUCCUUCACAAACCUUGUCUCUGACCAACCGGAGAAGCUUCCAUGUAUUAUAUCAUCUUUAAGUUUCUAAUGAAUGUAAAUUAUUCUAAAUUAUACUCUUUCUUUUGUUAUUAUCA